GUUUUCCGGUGGGGAGAAUGCAAGGGACUCGGAGUUACUCAGCGAACCCUAGCGAUUACCAGCUUCUUGAAGAAAUCGGCCAUGGCGCCACUGCUACUGUUUACAAAGCAAUCUAUCUUCCUUCAAAGGACGUCGUGGCUGUCAAGUGUUUGGAUCUUGAUCGCUGCAGCGGUACUAAUCUGGAUGACGUACAUCGGGAAGCUCAAACACUGAGAUUGAUCGAUCACCCUAAUGUUCUUCGGGCAUAUGCUUCCUUCGUAGUUGACCGCAACCUUUGGGUAGUCAUGCCGUUCAUGUCGGAGGGUUCCUGCUUGCAUCGCAUGAAAACGGCUUAUCCCGAUGGAUUCGAAGAGGCUGCUAUCGCUUCCAUUCUUAAGGAAACUCUUAAGGCUUUGGAUUAUCUUCACCGACAAGGACAUAUUCAUCGGGAUGUCAAGGCUGGGAACAUACUGCUUGAUAACAAUGGAACAGUUAAACUCGCCGACUUCGGUGUUUCAGCUUGCAUGUUCGAUUCAGGAGACAGACAACGUUCGAGAAAUACCUUUGUGGGGACUCCUUGCUGGAUGGCACCGGAGGUCAUGCAGCCAGGAACUGGAUAUAACUCCAAGGCAGAUAUAUGGUCAUUCGGCAUAACAGCAUUGGAGUUGGCCCAUGGUCAUGCACCUUUGUCCAAAUAUCCACCCAUGAAGGUUCUCUUGAUGACCAUACAAAAUGCUCCUCCACGACUUGAUCAAGAUUGCGAUAAGAAGUUCUCCAAGUCUUUCAAAGAUAUGGUUGCGAUGUGCCUGGUGAAAGAUCAAACAAAGAGACCGACUGCAGAGAAAUUAUUGAAGCACUCGUUUUUCAAGCAUGCAAAGCCUCCUGAGCUUUUUGUGAAGAAAUUAUUUGCUCCUAUUCCACGGCUGUCGAAUCCUGUGAAACCCGUUCAGCUUAAAGAUGCUGCACAACUAGCUCUAAAGAAAAUGCCUUCAGCAGAACAAGAAGCUACAUCGCAGAGUCAGUAUCAAAGAGGAAUUAGCGCCUGGAAUUUUGAUAUUGAGGAUUUGAAAGCGCAAGCAUCUCUGGUGCAUGAUGAUGAUGAUAUUCACGAGUGCGAAGAUGAUGAUCGAAGCAUGAAAUCUAACCUUGGUGAUAAGACUGCAGCUUACUGUAGUAGCUCUUCUCCUAUUGUACUUUCCAAAAUGAUGUAUGUACGAGCUGGAGCAUAAUUCCAGUCUAGUUAGUUUGUUAGCUUUUAUUUUCUUGGAAUUUAGUAAUCUUCCAGAUUUGAAACUAAUGAAAGUCCGUAAAUUUUACAUUGAAAUUAGUUGAUCUUCUCAAUAUUUGCAUAAAGUUAAUUUCAAAUUGUUUAUAAGAUGAUGAUAACAAGAGCAUGAAAUGUAGCUCUCUAAUAUCUUCAGAACAUUGUAAGUUUUCAAAUCCUCUUUAGACCAGUGAUCUAGAUUAUGGAAAUGAAAAGAUAAUCACCAAUCUAUACUGGAUGCAUCAAACAACUUUUGCAUUUUGCUUUAUUAAGUUCACCGCAUACAUUACUUUCACUGCAUUGCAAGAGCCAAUAAGCUACAUAGGGUACUGAUAUUUAUUUAUCUGCCAACUUCGCAACGUAUAUAGUAGUAGGAAGAAAGUUACAUUAAAGAUACCAAAUUUUGCACCUUUCUCAACUUCUGCAUGGGCGUUUUCGUCAACUAUGCUUCAACUGUUUUGGUCUCCUUUGCAGAGUAAUACGGGAGGGCUUGAUAAACCAUUGCUCGUUUUUUCACAAGCAAAACAAUUGCACCAGAUACCACAAGUAUGACACCAGCUGUGCAUCCUAUCUAAGCAAUCCAAUCCAAUUUAUUAUGUGCUUGAGAUUGCUGGAAACCUGUGGGGUUUGUUUCAGACAGAGAGGCACAAGGAGGCAAUGGAUAACCACGUAACCCUGAAUUAUUUAAAUAUGCAGAUGUUGAAAAUGUUUCCAGCUGAACAAUUUCAGGUAUAGUGACGCUGAGAUUAUUAUUUGAGAAAUCUAAGUGAGAGAAACUGCAAUGAUUCUGGAAUUGUGCCUUGAAGUUGAUUAUGAGAAAGGUCAAGAAUGUUCAAUGCUUUCAGACUUAAAAGUAUGUAAGGGAUUGUUCCAGUUAGAGUGUUGUGUCCCAAAUUAAGAAUUAUCAAGUAAGACAUUAAGCUCAAGCUAUCUGGAAUUGGUCCUGAUGCAGCAAACUCCUUUCCACGAACAUGGACUCAAUGAUGCAGGAUUCCAAUCAUCUAGGAAACCUUGGGGUCAGCUUCAACAGAAUUAUGCUUGAAAGCCAACAAUGCCGUUACCUCAUCGCUUUGAUUCUGCUUCUGCGAAGACAUCAGCUGCAUAUCACUAGCCUCUGAAGGUAUAGAACAUGCAGAUAGGAGGAAAACAAGACAAAGGAGGAAAUGCAUCCAUUGUUCAUCAAGUAUCCUCAU
Molecule: messenger RNA, 2436 nt
Organism: Theobroma cacao (cacao)
Lineage: Eukaryota; Viridiplantae; Streptophyta; Magnoliopsida; Malvales; Malvaceae
Source: RefSeq, a predicted model, not a curated record